This is a messenger RNA of Vicia faba (fava bean), 390 nucleotides long. The record is from the annotation of a GenBank genome assembly. NCBI's taxonomy places the organism in Eukaryota, Viridiplantae, Streptophyta, Magnoliopsida, Fabales, Fabaceae.
AUGUUAGUCGCAACUUUUUGCAAGGAAAAUGCACCCUGUAACUUUUCCAAGAGAAAAGCACCCUACAACGUUGCCAGAAAUAUCUUCUUCCUCUCCCAACUUGCGAUUUCCGGCGAUAUUACCGCAAUCACCACCACGACGCAAAUAACCGUCUUCAACCUCAUCUCAUUUCCGCCUCUAAUUCUGAUCCAUGGAUUCUCAACCUCCUCCGAUUUCGAUCUCAUUCAUCGAUUCACAUACAUAAAUGUGAAAUUGAAAAAGGAUUUUGGAGCUUACCUAUCGGAGAACUCCGGUGGUUCUUCAGCGACGGUGAAGACGAGGAAUCUUGGACAUAUUGAAAUCGCUACUGUCAAUUCUGAAGCUGAGACUGAAGAAGCUUGGCGCAGUUGA